Messenger RNA from Nomia melanderi (Alkali bee), 1218 nucleotides. Its product is annotated as vesicle transport protein GOT1B. Lineage: Eukaryota; Metazoa; Arthropoda; Insecta; Hymenoptera; Halictidae. The record is from RefSeq and is a predicted model, not a curated record. Gene Ontology annotation, biological process: endoplasmic reticulum to Golgi vesicle-mediated transport; retrograde transport, endosome to Golgi. Gene Ontology annotation, cellular component: membrane; endoplasmic reticulum.
AGCAAUGACGGGCAAGAAUAGAUUCACGUAAAAUCUCAUGCGCAUGGGUGUGUGAAAGCGUUCACUUGACCAUUGAAUAGUCGAUAUUUUUAAACUUAAUGAAUACUAUUGCUAAUGUGGUUACGAAAACGCACACGAACUAUUCAUUUUACAGUUCUUGCAAGGUGAUGAAAAACAGUAAUCGGUUGAAUCGUGUCAUACCACAUCUAAUGACGUGGAUAUAGGUUAGGUUCUACAUAGUGGUGGAAUAGUUACCUAAAUCUUUUCGAAACAUUAUUGUUAAAGUAAUUUAAAAACUUGACACUGCAAAUAAAUAAAAAAUAAUGUUUGAAAUCACAGAUACACAGAAGAUUGGAGUAGGACUCGCUGGUUUUGGAAUAUCAUUUCUUUUCCUUGGCGUAUUAUUACUUUUCGAUAAGGGUUUGCUUGCUAUUGGAAACAUUCUAUUUAUAUCUGGAUUGGCAUGUGUUAUCGGUCCAAAGAGAACUCUAAAUUUCUUUUUCCAAAGACAUAAGAUAAAAGCCAGCAUCUCGUUCUUAGGAGGCAUUAUUGUUGUACUUCUUGGUUUUCCCAUCAUUGGAAUGAUCAUAGAAACAUAUGGUUUUGUAUUAUUAUUCAGUGGUUUUCUACCAGUUGCAAUAAACUUUUUACGAAGAUUACCUGUAUUAGGUACUAUUUUAAAUAUGCCUGGUCUUAGUCGAAUUUUAGACAUGAUUGCAGGAGAUUCUAACAGAACGACCGUAUGAUGCGUUUCUUAAAAUUACUGCUCAAAGAAUGUAUAUAAGAUUGAAUGCUGUAUAUUGUGUCCCAAGAUUUUCUGUCAUUCCUUACUAGUGUUUUGUGGAUCUCUUUUGUACUGUGUAAAUAUCAAAAAUAGGUAACACAACUCGCUUAUAUAUGUAUCGAUCAUUCAACUUAAUGUUAAAGUUAUAUAGAAAUAAUAUAUAGAUUUUUCAUUUUCGUAUAAGACAAGCGUAUUGAAAAGAUUGUAUGUGUGUAAAAGCAUUCUAAAAACUUCAAGUGUAAGCAGGAUGAGAAAUGAAAGUUAAACAGGAAAACAUUUCCUUGAAAUCAUUCAUUUGCUGCAUCAGUAAAUUAAUGAUAUUAUGAGUUGAAGUUUUGUGCUUUUUAUUUUGAGUGUUUGUACUAAGAAAUCAAUGAAUGAACUGUAUGACAUAAUGUCUAGUGUAUGCUGAAUGUAAUUAUUCUAAAAGAAAA